CAGUGGAACCUGAAUCAAUAAGCUCAGCUCAGAAGAAACCCACCGCACCAGCACACACAAUGACACCAAAAUGUAGCAAGGAAAACCCUGAAGCUUGGGCCCGGAUCUCUGCUCCGCGGAUUAUUCCAACAAAGCCCAACUUCGGGGAAUGGCAGACCCAAAGAGGAUCUCGGAAGUUGGACCAGGUACAAAGCUAUCUUAACUCAAGAAAGGCUACUAUUCCUCCAACUUUCGAGAAUCCAUUCAAGGUGCUUGAGAACCUUUCAGAAGACGAUUACCAAGUACCUCAGUGCAGAAAGCAUAAGAGUUCGGUAAAGCGUCCUUUGGAGACGUCUAUGGAAUACACUUCUUCAAUUCUUUCUGACACGGCAACCUUAGUUGACUCCGCAAAGAGUCCAUACGAGGAACCGGGUAAAAAAACUACUAACUCCGAAUUUAGCACAGGAACUUUCCAGACUUUUGGGUUGAAGGAAAUCCCUUCUCUCAUCCUCCCAAGAAAACCACCAUUUUAUACUACGGAAUAUAAGGAUUUGGAAAUUGCACUUUUGCUUGAAAACCGGAAACUCAAGCAAAAGGCUUCUGAAAAUCCUGUCCUGGAAUUCAGAAAGAACAAGCGCUUUGUUCCUAUCAAGGAAACUCCCGAAACUUUUAGAAACACAUCCUCUCCACCUCGUGUGCCAUCACCACCUCGGAUCAUACCAGAAGGCGAGUGGCAGGUCCAAGGAAAAAGACGUAGAAGAAAUUUGAACCAAGGCAAAACGUGUUCCCUGGUUACCCAGAAGCCCGAGAACGAUACUUCGGUCAUCUUGCCAGAAACCAUGAUUUCUCCUGAAGGAAGAGUGGCCAAUACUCCAGCC
Messenger RNA from Iphiclides podalirius (scarce swallowtail), 857 nucleotides. The record is from the annotation of a GenBank genome assembly. Lineage: Eukaryota; Metazoa; Arthropoda; Insecta; Lepidoptera; Papilionidae.